GCGCUUGCUUCUUUCGCGUACCCGAGAGGCUACCGUGGCGACAGAGAUCAUAUAUAUAAGCCCAUUUCAAGACUUCUCUAUUUGAUCCGUUCUGCUAGCGAUUUGACCCAAGUCGGACAAGGUCAGGAUGGAGAACCCCCCUCCGCCUUCCACCCCACUACCUCUUCUACUCGCCCCUAGCCCUCCUACCUCACCAGGUCUAUCCGAAAGAAAGAUUGAUGUUGCCAAAAGCGAACGCAAGGACACACCCGCGAGAGCCCUGAAAGCUAUAGCUCUCCCUAAUACUCCUCCAUCUAGCCCUUCGCAGCGUGGUCCAGGGUCUUCAGAGGAGCCAGAAUCCCCUUCGCCAUUGGGCGUUUCCAGCGUCGCUCAACUGAAGAUACGGCUUGGCUUAGAGACAGAAACCCCCCAGUGUGGAGCGAUGACUAGAAACGAACGGGGCUGCCGGAAUCCUCGGAGGGCGACCGAGAAGGAUGAGCUGGACCAGGCCCUAACUGCGCUCUUAAAUCUGACGCAAUCAUCUCCAGAGCUUCCUCAAAGACUUACGAAAUUGGCGUCUCUGGUACACUGCCAUAUGCAUGACUAUAGCACAGCGCUCGGGCGCCGAGUCGUGAGCUGGUCCGACCUCUUUCCGUUGGGUGACCUCGAUGCAAAAAUCUCCUCGGCCAUUAAGCGCAUUCGUGAUGAAUUGCCUGAAGCCAGCAAAACCUGUAUCGGGAUCUCGAGCAAAAAGAAGCAAUGCCGGCUGAAACUAAGUGGCAAAACGGUGCAGACUAUGUCCCAUAGCAUUCAGGAGAUCCUCAAACCACAGGUCUUCCUGCGCGACGAAGUACUGGAAAUCUGGAUCCAGAACCUCAGAGAAGCGGCAUUCUGUUGCUAUCAUAAGAACCAGUGCUUAAGCAAGGCUGCUGGUUGGAUCAGAGCCAUUAAGGCCGCCCGGAGCCUCCUAGAAUCAAGCCCGCCCCCGCCAGACACGGCAGAUGCAACUGGUAAACCCACUCCAGAUCAACUGGACACUGUGAGUAGCACUCUGCGAGAGACAGCGAAGCAUUGGAAAGUGACGGGUUACGAUACCUCCCCACUUCGAAUUCUCUCAUCGGAGAGCUGGAACGUGAAAGAUUGGUCAUCCGAGAAAUACCAGGAUCGGAUUUUAGUUGUGCUUGAGAACUUAAAGGGAGAGGAGAGGAGAGGCUAUGUCUAUGUCUACGAGAUCAAGGGAAAUGAAGGCUACGUCAAGGUUGGUUAUACCGAGAAGAAAACCGCACAGGAACGGAUGAAUGAAUGGAGUGAAACUUGUAACCGCCAGAUCACGGGAAUCUACCCUCGUCCCGUUGGCUUGGAAAGAGGGAUCCAUAGUCCAGCACUGAUUGAGAUCCUUUGUCACGCCGAUCUCAGAACCUGUCGAGUGAGGGUUGACUGCGAAGCAUGCUUGCACCCGCACUCGGAAUGGUUCCAAACAUCUCCUCAACAAGCUGUUGAUGUUGUUGAGAAAUGGUCGCGAUGGAUAGAUGAGAUUGCUGGGCAGCCAGGGUGGAGAGAUGAGAUGGAAGCGAUAGUACUGGAAAGUGCCGAUAUGGAGCACUGUUUGGAAUCAUUGCUUCAGAUCAAAAUCUGUGAUGACUAGGGUUGGAAUAAGAGCAAACUGGCGCGCAGAAGCUAGAACUUGAAUUUGGCUUCAGAGGUUUAACAGAAACGCCACAAGGCUAAUACAAAGGCAUCUUGGUUUCUCGCAAGCACGUCCUUGUGCACUAGAUCAUUUCGACGACCUCUGGACCCGGACCUCUAUGUUAAGCUACUGCAACGUCUAUUUUGUU
Molecule: messenger RNA, 1814 nt
Organism: Aspergillus aculeatinus CBS 121060
Lineage: Eukaryota; Fungi; Ascomycota; Eurotiomycetes; Eurotiales; Aspergillaceae
Product: GIY-YIG nuclease family protein
Exons: 2
Coding region: 128-1624 (498 amino acids)
Source: RefSeq, a predicted model, not a curated record